AUGAAAAUCGAUGUUCCUGAUGCAAAGCUGCCUUCUACUGCUGCAAAGCCGUUGCUGCCAGAUCCUGUUGCGCAAAACCUUGCCGAUGACCUCGCUAGAAAAGAGCAACUAGGCUCUGCUGGCUCGGAUGAGGUCUCUGCUGCUGCGGAUAAACAAGACCCACCAAUGAACUCGUUGCCAGAAUCAUCUGUAAUCAGAGACAUCAAUAUACUCUCUUUGCCGAAAUCAUCUUUGCCACCGGGAGAGGAAGUCCAGUGUGAUCCACCACCUGUAAUCAGAGGCAUCACUGGUAUUUCAUCGUUGGAAGAAAAUCACCGAUCUAUCGCUGAUGUUGCGACCGAAUUCCCAACCGCGACUAAAACUCUUGCCGUCGCUGAGCUGCGGACUUCCCCUGACGCCGCCGCUGCUACACGUCAAUCACCGGAGGAAAAUUUUGAGAAAUCAUUGCUGAUUUCGCGGCGGCCUCAACGCAAGAGAUUCUUGAAGUUACGCCCCUUACCUUUGCGAAACAAACUUCUCAGUCAACACAAUCUGGAGUCAUCACAACCAGAUUUUCAAUUUUGA
Molecule: messenger RNA, 564 nt
Organism: Oldenlandia corymbosa var. corymbosa
Lineage: Eukaryota; Viridiplantae; Streptophyta; Magnoliopsida; Gentianales; Rubiaceae
Source: the annotation of a GenBank genome assembly